AUGUCUUAUCCAACCCGAGGUCAACACCCUCAAGGAUGUUUGAAUCUUGCCCACUCAGUCCACCACACCUCACCGGAGCUAUUGCACCACCAGUACCAACCUCAAGGUUUCCAUGGGCACGCUAGCACCAUCAACACAAGUGAUGGCUCCCACACACUUUUUGAACAUGAACAUCAAAUAGCUGGUCCUGCGGGAGGCCCAACUGAAAAGCAUCAGCACCCUCGCAAGGUCAAACCCGAGGACAAGAGCGGCCACCCUGCUCAUCGAGGGCAUGUUGAUCCUGCCAUGUAUGUGUAA
Penicillium odoratum is the source of this 297-nucleotide messenger RNA. RefSeq lists its product as uncharacterized. The record is from RefSeq and is a predicted model, not a curated record. The transcript has a single exon. NCBI's taxonomy places the organism in Eukaryota, Fungi, Ascomycota, Eurotiomycetes, Eurotiales, Aspergillaceae. Bases 1 to 297 code for a protein of 98 amino acids.